Messenger RNA from Leucoraja erinaceus (little skate), 3137 nucleotides. RefSeq lists its product as uncharacterized. The transcript is spliced from 2 exons. NCBI's taxonomy places the organism in Eukaryota, Metazoa, Chordata, Chondrichthyes, Rajiformes, Rajidae. The record is from RefSeq and is a predicted model, not a curated record. Bases 864 to 1886 code for a protein of 340 amino acids.
AGCAAAGAUCUCUAAGAUCUUUGAUCACAAGUUUGUUUAGAGACUUGCAACCCGGAGCACUAGGAAUCAAAACAAGUUUGUUUCAUGGUCUCUUGCCCAGAGUAGGUGAACCGAGGACCAGAGGACAUGGGUUUAAGCACUCCAUUGAGGAAGGAUGAGGACCCACAAUCCUGUUUAUAUCAAUGGGACGAUGGUGGAGAGAGUCAAAAACUUCAAAUUCCUGGGCGUGCAUUUUUCCGAAGACCUUUCCUGGACCCACACACAGAUGCAAUUACAAGGAAAGCCCAUCUCUACUUCCUGAGAAGAUUACGGAGAUUCAGUACGUCAGAGAGGAUUCUCUUAAACUUCUACAAGUGCACAGUAGAGAGCAUAUUGACUAGUUGCAUCAUUGCCUGGUUCGGCAAUUUGAAUGUCCGGGAGCGGAAAAGACUGCAAAAAGGUGUGACCACUGCCCAGUCCAUCACCGGCUCUGACCUCCCCACCAAUAAAGGCAUUUAUCGGAGUUACUGCCAGCCAACAACAUCAGAGGCCCACAACAUCGUAGCCUCACACUCAUUUCACCACUGCCAUCGGGAAGAAGGUACAGGAACCUGAAAACCGUAAAGUCCUGGUUCAGGAACAGCUUCUUCUUUACAGUCAACAGGCUAUUUUACUUCGGAGUCACGUUAGUGACCACGUGAAGAAGGCCUGUCCAGGCGCACGUGCGUCAUAUCGUCAGACGUAUUGCUCUGCGACUGCGGUAGGAGGUGGAGAGCCCAAGCGGUGAGUGAAAAAAACCUGAAGGUAAGUACUUUUUACUUUCACUUUCAGGCUGCUUUUCUCUGUGGAGACUGCGUGCAGAGAACACAGGCAAGUUUUACUAAAUGGAGAAAGGUGGGAGAAAUAAAGGAAAGCGCACCGCAGUAAGCACUCAAGAAGACAAAAUGUCUGAGAGUAGCGGGCGCCCGACUAAAAAGUCGACGGUAGAAAAACCAGCAACUUCUAAAACGGGAGAAAAAAGCCCCGUUGAAACGCCCACAGGGAGUAAGGCCAAAAAGAAAACUAACAGGCCAGUAGACUCGGACGAGUCUGAACCAGAAGUUAUGUCAGACAGAGUUUCUCAAUUGGAAUUCCUCAUGGGUAAAAUGAUUUAUAAAGGCAAACUCCAGAAGGAGUAUAAAAAACGCGGGCCUAUAGGAGAGCCAGCGUAUGGAACACCCAGGAGAGGUCCUGGGAAACGUUGGCCUAGAAGUGAACCAGCGACCGAAAUGCCUGAUGAUGAUGAUGAAUAUGUAUGUUGGCCUAGCACAGAGCCAGCAACAGAAAUGUCUGAAAGACAAUACAGACGUUGGUCUACAGGAGAGCCAGCGUAUGAAGCAGCAUCCAAAAGAGGGCUGCCAGAAUAUGGUUCUAUGGAAGAGCCUGAGAGACCCAAAAAAGGGUCGACUAAGCGUAGGCCUAUCAGAGAGCCAGCGCAUGAAAUACCUGAUGAAGAAAUGCCAGGUGAACCCCAUUAUGAGGAGGAAUAUCCAGAAGAUUCUGACAAUGAAUCAUAUGAAGACCAGAGCCCAACACAAAAACGCAAAGUACCAGGGCUGGCCCAAAUGUUCUAUAGUCCCAGACACAAGGGACAACCUCUACCAGAGGAUAUAGCAGAAAGUAUAAAUUACCUGCUUUCCCAUCAUUUGGAAGAACCAACGAUGGAUGAGAUUGUGAACAAAUACGAAAUCCCGCAGAAUUGCGCUCUGCUAGUAGUCCCAGCACUAAACGGUGAAACAUGGAGUUAUAUGGGCACCGCAGUACGCGCUCAAGAAAUUAGGUUACAGCGGGUACUAAGAUUAAUGGGGUCAAGCAUUACGGCGUUUGCCAGAGACCUGGAAGACGGAAAUGUGACAACGUCACAAUAGGAUGUUAUGGGAAUGAUGUGUAAUGCACAUUUUGAAAUAAACUGUAUUCUUAAAACUGUGAUAAGACCUAACAUACAUCCUAAGUUUUGUGGGCUCUGUAAACCAUCUAAUAUACAAUUGCCAUACUUACUCUUUGGAGAAGAUCUUGCAAAAAAACCUGAAAUUUUUAAACAAAGAAGUAAAAACGAUGGGUAUGAUAAAACCGCCGAUGUUUGGCAGAACAAUUCGAAGGCAAUAUCCAUACCGAAGGGUGGCUGGAGCUGGUGAAGGAAAUGGUCGCUCGUACCCGUAUACACGCUAUUGGCGCACGACCCCAGGACGUGGAGGACAUGGUAUUCCCACAAGGGGCAAGGUACAAAAAGUGACACCAGCAAACCCUGAGAUAGGUGGUUCUGGUUCUGAUAGAAACAUGUCAGAUGUUUCCUAUUCACAAAUAGGGGGAAGGUUACAAUUCUUCCUAAACGAAUGGCUAAAAAUAACAACUGAUGCAUAUACUGUGCAGUAUAAUGGGGUUUAGAAUUGAAUUCUACCAAAAUGAAAAUCCCCCUGCUCAACAUCUCCGAAGACAAAUACAUUCUUUCUCUAAAGAAGAGAAUAGAAUCAUUCAAGUAGAAAUUGACAUAUUCAGUAAAAAAGGUGUGAUUGAGAAAAGUUUAUCAAAACCACCAAUUUAUAUCUAGUAUUUUUUCUAGACCAAAAAGGGAUGGUGGCUGUAGAAUAAUUUUAGAUCUUACAAGUCUCAACCCUUUUGUACAGUAUAAACAUUUCAAAAUGGAGACAUUUACUAAUGCUUUGCAUUUAAUUUCAACAGAAUGCUAUAUGGCAAGCAUAGAUCUCCAAGAUGCAUAUUACUCUGUGGCCGUGCAUGUUAAAGAUCGUAGAUAUUUGAAAUUUGUCUGGAUGAAUCAAUUGUGGCAAUUCAAAGCAUUGCCUAAUGGCUUAACCUCAGCCCCUAGAUUGUUUACAAAACUGCUAAAACCAAUUUUAGCAUUGUUCAGAGCCCAAGGCCAUUUGAUAAUGGCUUAGUUGGAUGACAUUUUAAUUGUGGGAGACACUGAAGCCACAACGACAGCAUUAGUUAUAAAAGUCAAAUUAACAUUUCAAAUUUGGGGAGCUGCUGAUACCAUCUCAAGCUGUGGAGGUAGAUGCAAUGCGGAGGAAGAACCUUUGCUCAAGACACAUGGCAUUAAUUAUCUUGAAUUACCAAGUGUAUUUCAUGGGCUUAAAGCCCUUUGCUGCAAGGUACAAAAU